CUCAGACCGUCGCCACGCUUGCCGAUGAAGGUAGGUUUCAGCAACUCCUUUUGACGCGACCGAGGCCUAGCUACAGCGUUGAGCAGUUAUUGCAGUGAAGGCCGCGAUGGGGGAGAGCACAGUCCCAUCGAUAGAUUCGGGUGUCAGCUGCUCUGAAGAAGGCCCUAUCAACGAUGUCGUGGAUACCUCCACCGCAAACUUGCGUGCUACACUGUCCUCGCAGCAUCGCGUAAAAAGAGACCUUCAAGCGGUAAAAGCUGGUGCCUUUCAAUUUCAGCAGGUUGCCGUUUACGCCGUUCCGUUCCCUCCUUCUGCGGUAUCGGAGGAAAGCGGCAGCGAUGCUCCCGGAUCACUGGAGAGGGAAGCUGACGUUAACGAGCAGCAAUACGCAAGUCCCGGCGGUCAGUCUCCUGAGUCUACGCCGGCACUCUUCCCCAGAAUGGAAAGUCCUGUAGCCCUGGUAUUGCUGUGCUUGUUUGUGUUGGAGCGACGCAUCGCUUCCCUUGAGGCAGCCAUUGAAGCAUUAUCUACCAGAGUCGGUGUGCCUUCGCCAAGCAUUAGGUCACCAGGUACGUGCCCCUCCACCGAAAGUGGCCCGGCAAGUUCAUUUGCUGCACAGUCCCAGUCAUCUGUAUAUCAAGCGGCCUCAAAUGAUGACGACAUGUGUGAACGGUCAGAAGCUCUUCUCGGCACUAACACUAUAGAAAGCGUGAAUCCAAAUCGUUGCCGGUGUCCUUGUCACCGCGAUUUUCGUUCCCAAGCACCACCUGAAAGGAAAUACACGCAAGGACCUCCGCGUGUCCCCGAUCAUCGAGGUGAACAAGCACCACCCAGGGGUGAAAGCACAUUUUGUCAACCAAGUACAGGCAGUCUAUCUGCCAUGUAUGAUUCAAAUUGGCAUGAGCCACGAAGCAGGCGUCACCAAGGUGUUCACGAGGGACAUUUGCAUGAUUCGACUGCAGCCGAUUCUCGUUCAAUCACUUGGACGCCUAACAGCCUUGCCCUUCUGGCCAGCCGAGCCUUCGAGCGCGGACACGACGAAGAAGUGUUCAGUCCCGUGUCUCAGAUAGCGGGAUAUCAGGAGGCACACGUGACGAUGACGAUGCUUCGGGUACUUGGCUUUCAAAGUUUGCGAGUGACCGUCUAAUGUCACUGGGAAUAUUCGCAAGAGUACUGUUUCGGAUGCAUUUACAGUUACGGGGUCUGAAACUGGCACCAUUCCAGCCAAAGACUGUCUGUGAGUGUCAUCUCAAGAGGCAAUGUUGUACAAUUAUAUAAAUAGGCUUAGGAGCACACGCAAUUUGUGGUUCAAGCUCAGUGCCUAAUGCUUUAGUCUUUUCAGUACCACUAAUCAAAGUUUCUUUCUGCGUCAUUGUGAUCAUAACCACCAGAAGGUUUUUCUUUAAAUAGAAGCCUAAACAUCUUCUAAUGAUAUAUGGUUUACCAGGUCCUGAACGAGCAGAUCGCACUUUCUUUCUGCAAAUUUUUCCCACAAUCUCAGCUAUGUUUUGCAAGCCUCAACAGCACGUCUAACGCUUGGUAUUUAUAUCUACGUCCUAGCUCACUGUCCACUUCUUGCCAUCUGCAUGACAUGAACCAUUGAUGUACCCUUUCGACAAACGUAUCAGCCACUCUCGCUCGUUCUCUGAGACAUUGAUCUCUUCCUAUCACUUACUGCUGUUAUCAUUCAGCACAUCUUAAAUCUCAUCUCUAAGUUUUUAUAGAAUUUGUUCCCAGAGUAGUCGUUCGAACACAUUCAAGCAUGCGGUCAACUGCAUGGGAGACACUGGAUCUUUUUGACAGGCCUUUUUUUUUUUUGGUCGCCAGGUUUUUCAAUUUUUCUGUGAAAAAUUUUACCUUAAAUCUACCCACU
Molecule: messenger RNA, 1873 nt
Organism: Rhipicephalus microplus (southern cattle tick)
Lineage: Eukaryota; Metazoa; Arthropoda; Arachnida; Ixodida; Ixodidae
Source: RefSeq, a predicted model, not a curated record